Dromaius novaehollandiae (emu) is the source of this 3002-nucleotide messenger RNA. RefSeq names its product protein phosphatase 2 regulatory subunit B''beta (gene PPP2R3B). Gene Ontology annotation, cellular component: protein phosphatase type 2A complex. The coding region runs from base 222 to 1967 and encodes 581 amino acids. Gene Ontology annotation, biological process: protein dephosphorylation. The record is from RefSeq and is a predicted model, not a curated record. Lineage: Eukaryota; Metazoa; Chordata; Aves; Casuariiformes; Dromaiidae. Gene Ontology annotation, molecular function: calcium ion binding; protein phosphatase regulator activity. The transcript has 14 exons.
GAGAUUUCCACGGGGCGGGAAGGGCGGGAGGUGUUUACAUAGCCCGCGCCGUGCGCAGGGCGGGCCGGAAGCGGGCGCUGAUUUGAAGGUAGCGGCGGGAGGAGCCGGUGCGGGGUGGGAACCUUGACUUCUGUGACAACUUAAAAGGCAAAAAGAAUAAAUAGAUGAUUUUCAGACUUAUAUUUUGAAUUUGAUCUGACAAAAAGGUAACCUAGUUGAAAAUGCCAGCUGGGAAAGUUUUGCAACCUGUACUGAAAAUGAAGGUGGAUGAACUCUUUUUGUGUUGGCUGAGUCAGCCUGCAACUCAGCUGGCGCUAAAGGACUGCUUGAGAAGUAUCAAGAAUGAGGAGAAAACUGAGAUUACUAAUGGAGAUUCAGGAAACAGUAAAAAUGAGAGAUGCACUACUAAAAAUUCCAACUCCAAGCAAAGCAUAUUAGGAGAUAUCAGGUUACCUUUGGUGUCCUUCAAUCCUCCUCAUCUUUCUACGUCUCUUCCACUGGCAACUUCAACCAGUCCAAGGAACAUUUCUAAUAUUAGAGGAAUACGCAGAUCUUCAGGGACUAGAGUAGUUCAGACGAAGAAGGAAGAACCUUUGCCACCAUCACUUAGUCAAACCAUUCCAACUUUCUAUUUUCCUCGAGGAUGUCCUAAGGAAAAAGUUAAUAUAGAUGCUGUGAUCACCAAAAUUGAGAGAACUUUCUCUCAGUUUCCAAAUGAGAGGGCAACUUUGGAAGAUAUGGGGAAAGUUGCAAAGGCUUGUGAAUGCCCGCUUUACUGGAAAGGUCCGUUGUUUUUUUGUGCUGGAGGUGAACGAACAGGAUAUGUGUCAGUUCAUAAAUUUGUUGCAAUGUGGCGGAAAAUACUUCAGACCUGCUAUGACGAUGCUGCAAAAUUUGUUCAUCUUCUAAUGAACCCUGGAUGCAACUAUUUGGUGCAGGAAGACUUCAUUCCUUUUUUACAAGAUGUGGUGAAUAGUCAUCCUGGCCUAUCAUUUUUAAAAGAAGCAUCUGAAUUUCAUUCUCGGUACAUUACCACAGUUAUACAGAGAAUAUUUUAUACAGUAAAUAGGUCCUGGUCUGGGAAAAUAACUUGUAACGAGCUCAGGAAAAGCAACUUUUUGCAGAAUGUGGCAUUAUUGGAAGAGGAAGCUGAUAUUAACCAGCUGACAGAGUACUUCUCAUAUGAACAUUUCUAUGUAAUAUAUUGCAAAUUUUGGGAGCUGGAUACAGAUCAUGACCUCUACAUUGAUCAGAAGGAUUUAGCUCGGCAUAAUGAUCAUGCAAUAUCAAAUAGGAUGAUAGAGAGGAUCUUCUCAGGAGCAGUAACGAGAGGUAGAAAAGCACAAAAAGAUGGAAAAAUUAGCUAUGCUGAUUUUGUCUGGUUUUUGAUAUCCGAAGAGGACAAAAAGACUCCAACAAGCAUUGAAUACUGGUUUCGCUGCAUGGAUCUUGAUGGGGAUGGUGCUUUGUCUAUGUAUGAACUGGAGUAUUUUUAUGAAGAACAGUGCCAAAAAUUAGAUAACAUGGCCAUAGAACCUUUGCCAUUUGAAGACUGUUUGUGCCAGAUACUGGAUCUUGUGAAGCCACAAUAUGAAGGAAAGAUUACUCUGCAUGAUUUAAAGAAAUGUAAAUUGACAAAUGUGUUUUUUGAUACUUUUUUCAACAUUGAAAAAUAUCUCGACCAUGAACAGAAGGAUCAAUUUUCUGUGUUGCGGGAUGGCGAAGGUGAAAGCCAAGAGAUCUCUGACUGGGAGAAGUAUGCUGCUGAAGAGUAUGAUAUCCUGGUAGCAGAAGAGGCAGCAAGUGACCAGUGGAAUGAUGGGUAUGAAGCAGAACUGAAUCCUGUAGAGCAUCAGAAGGCCAAUGUUCUAAAGUAUCAAAUGGAAAAAAGACCAUUUUUUGAAAUGCCUUCCCAUCUGGCUGAUGUAGACUUGGAUGAAUAUGACUAUGAAGAGGACUUUGAGUAGUGAUUGUAGUCAACACUUGCAGAAGAAAAAGGACAGUCUGCAGCAGGUCUGCUACACACCUAUACGUUUCAGUGGGUUUUGUUUCCAGCAAGUCAGCUGAGUUUUGUGCUAAAAAUAUUUAAUCACUAGACUACCUUUUAAAGAAAAUAAGUGCAUUUAUAUGGAAUGAUGAAACUUUUUGUAUUUAUUCAGUAGUCUAUAGUUUGUAAAAUAGAUUAAAAUAUUUAUUUAUAGAUGUUGCAUAAUUCCUUCUUGGAAGAAUAACAAUAUUUGACUGUAGAGAAAAGUAAUAUACUGUUUUUAAGAGAUGACGGUGUAACUCUUGAUGUGUGGUGCACUGACCAUCUCCAUCCCAUAUGUAAAUAGAUGUCCCUGUCCUGGUAUGGGAAACAAGGGAGACAAUUUAUACAUGACCUGCAAUGCUUAUAUGCUCGUGACAGUUUCUAGGGGUUUUUUUUGCCUUGACAAGGAAGAGAUUACUGUGAGUGGAUGACUCAGCUCUUAUUUACAAACACUGUUUCAUUUGACAAGCUGAGCAUAUUAGUGCACAUGGAAAACUAAUGGCUGAAACCAGUUGCUCCUCUUUUCUGUGUAGUCCUUGUUUGCCCCAACUUUAACUUUGCUCUUUUAAACUUAAGUCUUUUCAUUGAUGUUCAUUAUAAAAAGAUUAUUUAAUAAUGAAGUCUGUUUUAGUGUUCAUACCUGAUCCAAAAUGAGUGUUUUAAUUUAUGUAGAAGGAACCAAUUUUUUUUUUUAAGUCCUUUGUAUAAAUGUUACUUGAUCAGUGAUGUGCACUAAUUUGUUGUGGGCAUUCAGUGCUUUUGUCUGUGCCCUGCCUUCAGUUGUUUGCUAUUGACACAUUCCAUGGAUAUUCAAACAGUGUCACAGCAGCUUGAAAUUUGUUGCCUCACUUUACUGUUAAACAUUUUGUUGAAAAAUGUACAAAAAGAUGUAAGCUAUUUUUGGUUGCAGUGUAGAUCUCAAAUGUUUAAAAAUCAUGUUUGUAUUUUCAAAUAAAGAUUUUCAUACAUGUAA